CGGGGGCGACAAAGAAAAAUGUGAUGAUGUCACGAAAUGAUAUUAUGGGAUUUCAUUGUCGUUCGUCUCCGCGGGAGGAGGCUGCUGACGUCACAGGACGUGUGUGAGCUGAGGAGAGGACGGACAAUAAAAGGUGGACAUGAGGAGAACUUCUCUCAUCCAAACACUGACUGACUUCUGUCCACACGACGAGACGACGAGAUUCUGACUGUGGAAAAGUCGGCGGAAAACUAAAGAUGCAGAAGUGCUUUGGGAUUUUUUGUGUGUCGCUCAUUUUCUGCGCAGCUCUGUCCGAGACCAUCGGGCUGGUUAUCGCGGCGAAGGAGAAGCGAGGCUGGACCCUGAACAGCGCCGGUUACCUUUUAGGUCCCCGUCGUAUUGAUCACCUAAUUCAGAUAAAGGAUUCUCCCAGUGCCAGAGGCAGAGACGAGCUGGUCACUCAAUAUGGUAUAGAUGGACACAGGACUCUAGGAGACAAGCCGGGUCUGGCUGGCAAGAGGGACAUGGGUCAGGAGGACGACUUCAGGACAGGUGCUCUAAGAAUAGCAGAUGAAGAUAUCAUUCACACCAUCAUCGACUUUGUGUCAUACCUCAAACUCAAAGAGAUGGGAGCCCUGGAUAACCUGCCCUCCUCCGUGACAUCAGACGAACUGACCAAUCCUUAAAGGCACCGUCUGCCUCUUCUUCUUUUUUUGUUUGCUCUUCUGUCAUCUACUGCCUGACUUCCACUACCCCCCAAGACCACCUCAUCUACCGUAGCCAAACUCCACCCAAACACUGACACCGGAUUGGAGCAAAAUUCUGAUUCUUUAACGUAACUUCGUACAGAGAUUGAUUUUCUCUUUGAUACUCUGCGGUAUUAUCGGGUACUUCUGUGUAAAUAAAACAUCCACGGUCAUGAGUGUAGGCACAUCUUAGUAAAAAUCACACACUGUGUAACCACAACCAUCUGAUUCAAGAAAAACGUGUGAAAUAAACAAAUGGCACUGGACUCACCAGACGAUUCUGUUGUGUUUC
This is a messenger RNA of Cynoglossus semilaevis (tongue sole), 1017 nucleotides long. RefSeq names its product galanin/GMAP prepropeptide (gene gal). The coding region runs from base 237 to 665 and encodes 142 amino acids. Gene Ontology annotation, molecular function: galanin receptor binding; neuropeptide hormone activity. NCBI's taxonomy places the organism in Eukaryota, Metazoa, Chordata, Actinopteri, Pleuronectiformes, Cynoglossidae. The record is from RefSeq and is a predicted model, not a curated record. Gene Ontology annotation, biological process: neuropeptide signaling pathway. Gene Ontology annotation, cellular component: secretory granule; extracellular region. The transcript has 7 exons.